Messenger RNA from Symbiodinium sp. CCMP2592, 3807 nucleotides. The record is from the annotation of a GenBank genome assembly. NCBI's taxonomy places the organism in Eukaryota, Dinophyceae, Suessiales, Symbiodiniaceae.
AUGUGCCUCUCAGCCGUGCUUGCAGUUCUUCACCUCCAGGCAAUCUUGGUCAAUGCUGAGAGAGGCCAAGUGGAUCUUCCUGAUUGGCAAGAGCCUGGACAUGCCAGAAAGGGUAGGAGAGGCUCUGUGCUUGCUCCGGAUGUCAAGGAGCCCGAGAGCGUCAUGGAAGAUGUACAGGUGGAGAAAUGUUCUACUUCCGACACUCCUGUGCUGAGGGAGUGGCUUCGUAACCUUGGGGUGGACGAGCAUGUCUACAGGAGCGACGACCACUGCACUUGGGACGGGAUCAAAUGUUGGAAGAAGCCGAAGCAGAACAGGUGUUCUGUGAGAUCGAUCAACAUGGCAUUAUCCAGCUAUGCGAACAGGAACUCUCCUGUAACCUAUGGUUUGCGCGGUCGACUGGGGCCGGUUCCAGUGAAGUCUGCGACAAGCAUCGAAAUGUAUGGGAGCAGACAUCUCAAUGGAGAUUUGGCGUCCUUUGCUGACUUGGGGCAGCUGAAAUUAUUGUAUUUGCAGGAUACUAACAUUACCGGCGACCUCCGAAGUCUGCAGAACUUGACACGUCUCAGGUAUCUGCAUCUUGGAAACCUUGCCGUUGGGGGCAGUCUGGAGAAUCUGGCAAAGAUCACGACGUUGAGGAAGCUUCGGAUACAGUACAGCCACAUAUCCGGCGAUCUCCGGCAUCUGCGACACCUCAAAGACAUGGGGGAGCUGUUCCUUCAGAAGACCAGGGUCACCGGCACUCUCCAGGGCAUCGAGAGCAUGAACAACUUGCGGUAUUUGCAAAUCAGGAACACCAGGGUGGAUGGAAAUUUGGCUUCCGUGCAUGAACUGUCCAAGAUGCUCAAGCUGGAUAUAUCUGGGACCAAUGUGAGUGGGGACCUCUCCCACUUGAAAAGGAUGACGAGCUUGACGCACCUGAAAGCUACCGGAACCCGACUAUCCGGUAGUAUCGACUCACUGAAGGUGAUGCCAGAGCUCACUGAGCUUGAUCUUUCAGGGAAUUCGGACGUCAUUGGUGACAUCAGCAGCCUUGUCGGCUUGGACGAUUUGACGCAGAUCAGGCUCGCUUUCACCAGUGUACAUGGCCGCUUAUCCACACAACAAUGGGAGAAACAACUGUUUCGCCUAACGAUCCUGGACUUGACGGCAACACGCUCAAAGUUCCUGCUUGGCAUCGAUGAUUCGUCUGAGCUCAACUUCCUCAACAGAGUACUAGAUGAUGAGAAGGGCGCGAGGUUCAUCCUGCCUUCCUUGAGGACCCUGAAGGUCUCUGGCUGCCCGUUGAAUACCACUAUGUCGGAGUUCCGCACGACGCUCAAGUUUUUACCGAAUCUUACAACCAUAGCUGCGGCGGGCUGUGACCUCCGAGGAGAAUUGUCGGGUGGAUUCGGUCCUCUCGAUCCUGCUUGGUUGUACCUGGAUCUGUCAGACAACGAUAUUAGGAGAAUCGACGUGCCUGAGCUCCCCAUGUUCUUCGGCAUCGCGCGCAGUAAAGCUCCGUUCAUGGAAAUGAACCUCUUAGAGAAUGCACUGCGGAAGGGAUCAUCGCUGGACUUCACGGGGGUGGACUUUGUCAAUUCUCGUGGAGAACCGAGGGACCUGUUUCUCAGGGGUGUUUUCAGAACAACAUCAAGCCCGAGCAUGGUCAACCAGUCGCAAGGAUCUGCGUGCAAGGAGCUGAUGAGCUCAAAUUUGAAGGUGGCGCCAGCGCUUUUCCUGCCCGAGGAACUCUGCGGCUGCCUCCCAGGCUGGGAGGGCCACGGCGUGCAGUGCAGAAAAUGCCGCCAGGGCUACUACAACCCUGCGUGGAACGUCAGCGCUUGCGUGCAGUGCCCUCCAGGGAGCAAUACAACGGAGCCAGGCGCCAGCUCCAUUGACGUUUGCCUUUGCCGCGAGGGCAGGAUCUUCAAUUUUACCGGCACUCCACGCUGCAUGUGCGAAGCACACACCGCCCUCCACAAGGGCAUGUGCGCAACAUGCGACGAGCUGUUUUUGGACUGCCCACAGGCGGGGGCCACGUUCGAGAGCGCCGUGCCGAAGACUGGUUAUGCGCGCCUUCGUCCUGGAGCGGACGUCUACAGGUGCCUUGACCACGCCUCGGAUCGUUGCAAUGCAACUGACAGCCAGUCGGAGCUUGGCUGUGCUGAGGGAUAUGAAGGCCCCCUCUGCACCGCCUGCGCCGAAUCCUACCGCGGCAGUGCCGGCCGGUGUUUGCGAUGCACCGGCGCAGCUGAAGGCCUGCGUUGGCACAUUCAGGUCGGUGCAGCUAUCCUGGCUGUGAUUGUGGUCGGUGGCUUCUUGCUGUUCUGGAGGAAGCAGAGUUUGUCUCCAAGGACUCCGGUUCCGGAAGACGCGACAGUGACCGGAAGGAUACCGACUGCAAGCCAAGCUCUCUGGCCGCUUCUGCUGGCCCAGGGUCCGGUACUUCUGCAGUUGGGACAGCUCUGGGCUGUACUGGUGGCACUCAGCGGGACAAGCGCGAACGCCGAGAGCGACACUUCCGGAUCGGGUCUCUGGGAACAGGAGUAUGUUCAGUGGCUGCAGCUGACGGCAAGCAGCCUGAGGGAUGCUAUCAGCCUCGAUUGCGCUUAUGGCAGGAUGUCGAGCACGAUUUGCGCUCUUGUCGCUCCCUGCGUGCUGCCGCUGCUGCUGAUUCUGUGCAUGCUUGCAGAAGCCAUGCAGAGGGGGCGAGGUGUGAAGCUUGCUUUGCCGGCUCUGUCGCUGCUCUUCAUCGGUGGCGCCUCCAGCUGGGCGAAGCUGAUUCACUGCCAGCGGGUGGAUGGAGACGGAACAUCUCUGCCGGAAGCUGAUGCCUUCAAGUCACAGUUGCCCCAUCUGACCUGCUCAGAGACAAGUGGUGAAGCUGUUUGGGCAUAUGCAGUCGGGGUGGGAUGUGCUGUCGCCUAUGGCAUCCUGAUCCCAGCGUUCCUGUUAUACUUGAUCCUGAAGCAGCACUUGCUCCUUUCACCGAGCAGGCGCUAUGUGUCGUUUGCAGAUCGUCAAGGAGACAAGACGAUCGUGCAAGUCGUUGCAAUGGGUCCUCAGGCAGAUGAAGCGGAUGCAGGUGCAAGUGAGAAGGACUUGCUGGAGAAACGGGGGCGAUCGCACUUCUUGGCAUCUGCUGUGGCCUACAGCGCUGUCUUCUUCCAUGGGUCCAUUAGCCUUCAGCGGGAGGAUUCAGCAUUGACCAUCCGUGCGGCAAAUGGUGUCCACGGCGAGAAAGAAGAUGAGUUCGACGUCACCACCGCUGUAGCUCACGUCUUGGAGCACAAGGAUGACGCAGAUCUCAUGCGCUGGCAGGCGAUAUCAAGGAUGCUGACGGAGCGCUGCAUCUUGGAAGAAGCGCAAACAGCGGAUCGAAUCUUUGCUGGGGCGAACGAGAUCUUCUUCAAGUACGCAGCGUGCGAACAGGUAUGGGUCGAAGUUGCACUGAAGACGGUGGCUGUCGCCCUGGUGGCGGCUGCAUCCACCUACCAAAACGUGUUCAUGACGGUGGGGCUGACUCUGGGAACUGCAACCGUCUUUUUGACGUUGCAGCCCUACAGACAGCGGCAGGUGAACGACCUGCAGUGCUGUUGCUUCUUGUGCCUUACCGUUGCCGCCACGGGCUUCGCUUGCUCCUUCAAAUGGCUCUCGCGCGCUUCCCUGGCUGUGCCCCUUCUCCUGGCAGCCGUGCAGACGCUGCGCCCAGAUGGACCAGAAGCACUCGCUCUUCGCCUCUUUGAGGCUGCAACCCGACAGUGGCCGGCCUUGCAAAAGGGUGAGGUGAUACAGCUCUCCGUGACGACCGUGAGCUUUCUAUAG